UCAAAAUUGAUCGUUAAUUUCCAGGAAAGUAUUUCAGCGCAGAGUGAAAUUUUUUCACCCCUUAAACCUGAACGGCUCAAGUUGAUCUCGAUAUGUCCAAGAAUAUUUUUUGAACAAAAAUAUAUGUAUAAAACUGUAUAUUUAUCCGGAAAUAGUGUUUUUAAAAUACAUGUAUUGAAUAUCAAACGGCUACUAACUAAGAAUUACUUGCGAUAGAUGGAUGUUUACAAUAUCUUCUGAUUAUGCUUUUGAUCUUCCUACAAGAAAAUGGCAGCCUUAGGUGCAGAAUGCGGAGAUUUUCUAGAGUUUCAGGAUGCAUUACAAAAAAUGCGGCAAAUUGAUGAUAAAAUUAUUUAUAUGCUGAAUGCUAUAAUUCCAACAGAGUCAUUCAAAAGCCAAGUUGACCCCAAGGCUCAAUGCAAGGAAUUAUUUGAACAAAUUCAGUCAGGUCAUAAAGAAAGAGAAAUGGCCAUUACAAGAUGUUUAAAUGCAUCAAAAGAAAAAGUACAGCAAUUGAAAGCGCAAAGAGAUAAUGGUGAUGAUAGCUUACAACUUCUUAAAACAUUAAGGAAAGAACAGAAUACUUUACGUUUGUUACAGUCAGAAUUAGGAGUAGAAGAAAUUGUAAAAAAACGUACAGUUGAUGUAUAUCAAGAAAAAUGUCGUAGUUUUUAUAAACCUAUAAAUAUAAAAUCAUAAUAAUGUAAAUAAUUAUAUGAAUAGUUAGAAACAUCCUUUUUUAUACCAUUA
Molecule: messenger RNA, 750 nt
Organism: Megachile rotundata (alfalfa leafcutting bee)
Lineage: Eukaryota; Metazoa; Arthropoda; Insecta; Hymenoptera; Megachilidae
Gene: Ccdc58
Product: Coiled-coil domain-containing 58
Cellular component (GO): mitochondrion; mitochondrial intermembrane space
Source: RefSeq, a predicted model, not a curated record